Molecule: messenger RNA, 3947 nt
Organism: Linum trigynum
Lineage: Eukaryota; Viridiplantae; Streptophyta; Magnoliopsida; Malpighiales; Linaceae
Source: the annotation of a GenBank genome assembly
UACUACCAAUAUAUUGCACCUCAAUAUUGACGAAACUACAUAGUCCAAAGACAACUACGACCAGAAACACUACCAUGAAUGCACAUCAAACUACUACAGACCCUACAUAUUAACAACACAGGCGAUCAAUAAAAAAAGACUACAAAAAACUUCAAUGCAAAAACACUACCACAACUAUUAGGACGGUGCUAACCCCCUAUAGGAUUAGCACCGUAACUUGUUCCAACGGGUAGAAAUAGGUAAGGACUAGUUGGGAUAUCUUUUGGGCGUGGGUAGUGUUUCCAAAAUUUUCGGAGUGAGGUUUGCGAUCCAAACGCGGAUAAUUGUGGAUUUGUGGGAGAGAAUCUUUGACGGUUUGGGUGACUGAAUGGUACCAAUCUUUAGCGGCAUUAUUUUUUUUUAUUUGUGUAGUGAUUUUUAAUAAUUUUUUCCUAAAGAUCAAAUUUUGUUUUUUCUUCUAGUAGUGGUUCUCUAAUGAUAUAAUAGUGAUUUCCGUAACAGUGAUUUUAAAAAUAAUGUUAGUACGAUUUUAUGAUUUUAUAGUAGUGAUUUUAUAGUUACGAACAUGACGGCAGUAGUGUUUCUAAUGAUGUAUUAGUAGUAAUUCUUGAUUAUUGAAAUUAUAAUCGGUAUAAUAGUAUUGAUUCUACUAAAAAUUAUCAAAAUUACUACUAAUAAAUCAUAAAAUUACUACUACAAACAUGAAAUAAAAUUGGUAGUAGUGUAUUAUCAAAAUCACUACUAAUAAAUCAUAAAAUCAAUACUAUCCACACCAAAUUACUACUACAAACCUCAAAGAAAAUUGGUAGUAGUGUUUUUAAGAGAACACAAUAUUUUAUUAUGUAUGACAGUAUGGUUUAGAAAGAGAGACGUGAUGGAGAGAAGGGAGAGAGAGAUGUAGAUCCUGGGAUAGUAAACUGGAUCUUAUUAAAAUUCCAAAAAAUCAGCCCAAAUAAAUAAAAGAUAAAGUUUUUUUUCCCUCUUUUCUAUUACUACUUUGCCCUUUUUAAAUGCUAGUUAGUAUGGUGCUAACCCCUUAUACAAUUAGCACCCUAUCUCUUCCCAACAAAGACACAUACUUCAUUAAUAUAAUUGAGGUCAAUAAUUAAUGAGCAUGUUAAGAGUUUGGCUGCCAACCAAUUUAACUCCUGGUACUAAUAAACAUGAUAAGAUGUUCCAUCAUACAAUAUACCAUGUAACUUACAUAAUGGUAUAGUAACUUACAUAAUGGUAUAUUUUUUUAUAUUUUUCUUUCAGGUGAAAUUCCAGUGGAGUUGGGUAAUCUAAAUGCUCUUGAAAAUUUAAAUCUUGGUGAAAAUAGAUUAAGAGGGCUAGUUCCAAGAACAAUCUUCAACAUCUCAACCAUGAAGAUAAUUGCUCUUUUUGACAAUCAACUAUCAGGGAAUCUCCCAACAACUAUGGGGGCACGGCUUCCAAACCUCGAAAUUCUAAUUAUUUGGGGUAAUAACUUGGACGGAAGCAUCCCACCUUCCAUCUGUAAUGCUUCUAAGCUUACAUUUGUAGAUUUUGAGUUGAACUCUUUCUCCGGUCGUGUUCCCAAUACCAUUGGUGAUUUGCAAAUGCUCCAACAACUUCGCAUUUGGCACAACAGUGAUCUAGUGGUUGAACCGUCUUUUCUCACUGCUUUGACGAGAUGCAAUCAUUUGGAAAAAUUAAUGAUCUCGGGGACUUCAUUUCAGGGCACGUUGCCAACUUCUAUCGGAAAUCUCUCCACCUCUAUGCAGAAAUUCACUGCAGAAGGGUGCAACAUACUUGGCACCAUUCCAGAUGAGAUAGGAAACCUGAGCAACAUUAUGGUAAUCGUUCUUUCAAGCAAUCGGUUGAAAGGGUUCAUCCCCAAAAAAAUACAACAACUGAAGAAGCUUCAAUGGUUGGAACUCAUGGGUAAUGAGUUAAGUGGAGUCAUUCCUGACCAACUUUGCGAUCUACAAGCAUUGUAUCGCUUAUAUCUAAAUGACAACAUAUUCUCUGAACAGAUCCCAAAUUGUUUAUCUAAUUUGAGUUCCUUGGAAUAUCUUCACUUGCCAUUCAACAGGUUAACUUCUGAGAUACCUUCCUCAAUAUGGGACCUGACCAAGUUGUUGGAGCUGAAUCUAGCAUCAAACUAUUUGUUCGGUUCACUUCCUCCACGAAUUGGUAACUCCAAAGGCUUGAUAUAUAUGGACUUAUCAGGAAAUCAAUUAUCAGGUGAUAUUCCAGAAAGUAUCGGAGGUCUUUCAAAUUUACAGAAUUUAUCUCUUGCACAAAACCAUUUCCAAGGUAUCAUUCCAGAAUCUAUGGGAAACAUGGUGAGCCUCGAAUCAUUGGAUCUGUCAGCCAAUAAUCUCGCUGGUUUGGUACCCAAAACCAUGGAGUCAUUGAGGUAUCUAAAACAACUCAAUGUAUCCAAAAAUGGAUUAUGGGGAGAAAUUCCAAGUGGAGGCCCGUUUGCAAAUAUGUCUUCAGAAUCAUUUAUGUUGAAUCUUGGCUUAUGCGGUUUACCCAAGUUUGGAGUUAAACCUUGUCCACAACCCAAGGUGGGCAACAAGAAAUUUGGCAAGUUAUUGAUUGCAAUAGUUGCUUCAGUUGUCCUAUCACUUGCAAUUGUUGCUUUCAUUUUGAUGGUGAUGAUGAUACCACGUCCAAAAAAGAACAUAGAAGAUAUCAGAAAUACAGAAUUAUUGCAAUCAGUAACGUGGAGAAGGAUAUCCUUACUUGAGCUUGAACGAGCUACUAAUGGAUUUGACGACUGCAACAUAUUGGGCAGGGGAAGCUUUGGUUGUGUAUACAAAGGUGUAUUAGCCGAUGGCACCGAUGUAGCGGUAAAGGUGUUUGAUGAUUUGGAACGAGAAGCUAAUGAUGAUGAUGGCUCGUAUAGUAAUGAUAAUGAAUGUGAAGUUCUGCGAAAUCUCCGCCACAAAAAUAUUAUUAAGAUUCUCAGCACUUGUUACACAACUGGUUUUAGAGCAUUGAUAUUGGAGUUCAUGCCUAGCGGGAGUUUGCAUAAGUGGCUAUAUUCGCACAACUACUUUCUAGACAUUUUUAAAAGGUUGGAUAUUAUGAUAGAUGUCGCAUUGGCUCUUGAAUAUCUCCAUCAAGGAUAUUCAGUUCCAAUUGUUCACUGUGAUUUGAAACCGAGCAAUGUGUUAUUGGAUGGAGAUCUUGUUGCUCAUAUUGGUGAUUUCGGCAUUUCCAAGUUCCUUGGAAAUGGGAAUUCCGUGACACAAACAUUGACCCUUGCUACAAUGGGAUACAUGGCACCAGAGCUUGGAAUGGAGGGAAUAGUGUCAACAAAGAGCGACAUCUAUAGUUUUGGUAUUCUUGUGAUGGAAGUGUUCACAAGAAGAAACCCGACAGAAGAAUCAUUCCAAGAAGGGAUGGACAUAAAGCAAUGGGUUAGAACAUUCGUGCCUAUGGGAAUUACUGAGUAUGCUGAUGCAAAUCUACUGAAUUGUAGCUGUCACAAGGAUUUAAAGGCUGAAGAAAAUUGCAUAUCAUCAGUUAUGAAAGUGGCGUUACAAUGUUGUGAAGACACACCAAGGGAUAGGAUGGUCAUCAAUGACGUACUCAUCAAUCUCAAAAAGAUCAAGUCAAAAUUCCUGCAAGAUAUUCAUUGAUCUUCCAGCUUGAAGAAAAGCCAGUUAAUGUGAUGCGUGUAUUUUUCCUAUAUGCAUGUUUACCAUACCUACACAACAUAUUAUCCAUUUCUCUCUAUGUCAGUAUUGCCACGUUGCAUUUUGAUUGGUUAUCCUUAUUUCAUGGAAAAAUUUGGCUAUUUCCGACAAAAUUUUUUUAGCUCCAACCUUGGUUUUGAUGUGGUAGCUACAACUAGCCGCAUGUCAUUUUAUUAUUGGUGGGUGCACCUUCCUUUUUUCUUAAUAGUUAAUGUUCUUAAUUAUCUAUUAAAUUUAUAAAAAAAAUUAAAUUAUUAAAAUAUUGAAAUUAUA